This is a messenger RNA of Triticum turgidum subsp. durum (durum wheat), 5244 nucleotides long. The record is from the annotation of a GenBank genome assembly. Lineage: Eukaryota; Viridiplantae; Streptophyta; Magnoliopsida; Poales; Poaceae.
AUGCCGACCACCCCGGACAUCGUGCUGGAGGGCGACGGCGGCGGAGGGGCCGAGAAGCCUGAGGAGGACGCCCAGGCCGCUGGAGACGACGUGGCGGCGGGGGAGACUGUGGGUGUUGCUGACGACUCUGAUCCGGCUGAUGAGAAGCCCGAGGAGGGCGCUGGCGGCGCUGGGUUGCAGUCGAAUGAGGAGGGCGCUGACGCUGUGGAUGAUCCCGCAGGCCUGGGUGCUUCCCUGGCUGAUGUCGGUUCCGACCAGACUAGUCAGGGGAUUCAUGAUGGUGCUGACGAGGCUGAUCAAUUUGGACUCGGUGCACAAGACGAUGCUCCUCUUAUUGUGGAUAGUGAUAUCGCGGUUAGUGAUUAUGGGGUGGAUGCUCAGGAUGAGGACGGGGCGCCAAUGGAUGCGGUUGCUGCAACCGAGUUAAUUGAUAGGGAUGCAGAGCUUGUCAAAGAAGACGAUGAUGUUGCAGAGGAGGGCACAGAGGUGGAUACACAUCCCUCAACUGGAAAUGACGAUGGAGAGGAAGCGGUUGCAGCAGCAAUGGAUGCUCAGGAUGAGGGGAGGCAGAUGGAUGCAGUUUCCAUCAGUAGAGAUGUCGAUGAGGAGAAAGCUGCCGGUGCGGUUGGUGUUAAUGCCACAGGUGAGGACAUACAGGUGGAUGCAGUUGACCCGACUGUAGUUGAUAGUCAGGAAAAGGAGAUCUCUUCAGCUGGUGAUGAUGGUGCAGGUGAGAAGGGCACGGCUGGAGUUGAGGGUGAAAAAGAUGUCACGGCUGCCCAAAAUGUUGCUGAAGAAGCUGAACUCGACAUGAUUGAUAAUGUUGUUGCAGAGGAGGUCACAGAGAUGGAUAUUCUUGCCUCAACUGGAAAUGGCAAUGAGGAUGAAGGGAUCGUAACAGCUGGUGAUGCUUCUGCAGAUGCGGGGACGUCGAUGGAUGCAGUUUCCAUCAGUAGAGAUGUCAAUGAGGAGAAAUGUACCGAUGCAGCUGGUGUUGGUUCCACAGAUGAGGACAUGCAGGUAGAUGAAGGCGGAGAUCAGGAAAAAGAGGCUGGUGAUGAUGUUGCAGAUGAGGAGGGUGUUGAAAAACAUGUGGUUACUAUGACUGGAGAAGAUGAAGAAGAUGAUAUGGCUGAGCAAAACAUCGCUGAAGAGGCUGACAGUGUUCCGGAAGAAGUUGACUUGGCUGGUGAUGUACCUGAAGAAGAGGAUGUGCAGAUAUAUGAGGAUGACGAUGAUGACGAACCUCCACCGUUGGCACGAAGAGGUGUAGGGCGCCCAAAACGAGGUCGUGCAUCUUCGAAGGCUCAGGCUGUGGUGAAGCCAUCUGUUAAAAGGAAGGAUGAGGAGGAGGUGUGCUUCAUUUGCUUUGAUGGUGGUGAACUUGUGAUUUGUGAUCGUAGGUUUGUGCGACAGCUAUGUUAUUUUUCAUUUGCCAUUAAAAAAUACACAACUAUGUUACAGCUGUUGACUGCUCAUUUUGUGUCCUCAGGUUUUGUCCCAAGGCUUAUCAUCCUUCUUGUAUUAAUCGGGAUGACGAUUUCUUCAAGUCAAAGGGCCAAUGGACUUGUGGGGUGGCACAUUUGUAGCAACUGUCAGAAGCCUGCUCGCCAAAUGUGUUACACAUGUACCUUCUCGUUAUGUAAAGUGUGCAUUAAAGAGACAAACUUCAUCUCUGUCAGAGGAACUAAAGGCUUCUGUGAGACAUGCCUGAAUACUGUGAUGCUGAUAGAGAACAAAGAGGAGGCAACUGAGCAAAUGGAUGUAGAUUUUGAUGACAAAGAUAGCUGGUGGUCUUUGUUCAAGGAUUAUUGGCUGAAUUUGAAAGAGAAGUUACCAUUGCCAUAUGCAGAAGUAUCAGCCGCUAGGCGUCUAAAUAAUAGAUCUCAUCUUAGUGAACUACCUGAAGCUAAUGAUGAAGAGGAGGCUAAUUCAGACAGUUCACCAAAAACGAGGGGAAAGAAGCGAUUAAAGCGUGCUGCUGACGAGGACAGCUCCAAAGGGAAAGGCACCACUCGUAAAUAUACUAAACAAGGCUCAGUUAGCCGUGAUGCUAAGCCUAAGAAGCCUAGAGGUGCAAAGGCUAGACAACUGUCAAAGCAUGCUUCAAGCAGUGAUCAUGGACCAAAAGAAUCUGAAAGUGUGGGGACAUCGACAUCCUCAGCUGAGGAUGCUAGUUGGGCCUCAAAGGAGCUCUUGGAUUUUGUUGCACAUAUGAGGAAUGGUGACAAAUCAGUGUUAUCUCAGUAUGAAGUUCAACGCCUUGUACUUGAGUAUAUUGCACGUGAAAAUCUGCGGGAUCCUCGCGGGAAAAGCAUGAUAGUUUGUGAUUCUUGGCUCCAAAGUCUCUCUGGGAAAGAACGUGUUGGGCAUUUUGAAAUGCUGAAGCUUCUUGAAUCUCAUUUUCCUUUGGCUGAGGUCUCACCAGCUGAUAUCGAUGGCAACCAUGGUGGUGUUGUAGACCCUGAUCCUAGCCAGGACGCUGAUGGUAACAGUGAAGCAUCAGUUGUGAUGAGUUCAGAAAAAAGAAGGAAAUCACGGAAGUAUGAUCACAGAGCUCUGCAAACGAACCUUGAUGACUUUGCCGCGAUAGACAACCAUAAUAUCGGCUUGAUAUACCUGCGUCGCAACCUAAUGGAAGAGUUGAUAGGUGAUGCUGACACAUUUAAUGAGAAGGUUCUUGGAGCAUUUGUGAGAAUACGUAUAUCUGGUACAGGUCAAAGGCAAGACAUCUAUCGACUUGUGCAGAUUGUCGGGACUGGAACAGCUGUUGAGAAGUAUAAAUGUGGGAAAAAGGCAACUGACAUAACAUUAGAGAUACUAAACUUGGACAAGAAAGAGGUUAUUACUAUUGACAUAACCUCAAAUCAAGAAUUCACUGAGGAGGAAUGCAAACGUUUACGGCAAAGCAUAAAGUGUGGAUUCAUUUCAAGACUGACGGUGGGAGAGAUUCAGGAGAAGGCAAGGGUUCUCCAGUCUGUGAAAGUCAAUGAUUGGAUUGAAAGUGAAAAGAUGCGUCUUGCGCAUCUUCGUGACCGUGCCAGCGAUAUGGGCCAUAGGAAAGAGCUUAGAGAAUGUGUAGAGAAGCUGAAGCUUCUAAGUACUCCAGAGGAGCGUGCUCGUAGGCUAAAGGAAGAACCUGAAAUACAUGCUGACCCCGCCAUGGAUCCGAAUUAUGAAUCUCCAGAAGAACCAGAGGAGGAUGCUGAGAGAAGUAGCUUCAGUAGGCCGAGAGGUUCUUUCUCUAGGAAAGAUAUCAAUCCAGUGUCUCCUGGUAAAGGAGAGGGUAGGAACGCUGCACGAGAUUCAAGAACUAACUGGGAGUCAAACCGAAACACAUGGUCAAGUACACAAUUGGAAUCGCCUCAUGGACGGAGAUCUACAUUUUCUUCUCAUGGUGAAAGUGCUGGUUACACAGGUAAAUCAGAGAGUCCAAACGUCAGUACACAAAAAGUUAAUGUGGAAGCCACGGCAGCUAAUACUCCACAUGGGCCAUCUGUUAUCUCAUCUCAAACUCUAACGGCUAAUUUAAUGUCGCCAACGCCAGCAUCACAGUCAACAGUCAAUGAGUCUGAAAAGAUAUGGCAGUACAUGGACCCCUCUAAUAAAAUCCAAGGCCCCUUUUCAAUAGUUCAGCUGCGCAAAUGGAACAGCAGUGGGUACUUCCCUCAUAAUUUGAAAAUAUGGAAGUCUAAUGAGAAGCAGGAGGACUCAAUAUUGUUGCCUGAUGCUUUGGCUGGGAAGUUUGAGAAAGACCUGCCUCCGUGGGAACCACCACUUGGUAGCUCUUCUCAAACGGACAGAGGUUACUUGAGAAGCAGCUCAGAUGUAGGUGCUAGACCCUCUGGUGACUCCCUUGUGGAAAGGACAAAAACCGGUGAACAUAUUUCAAAAUCAGCAGUUUUAAAUAAGUCACAGUCUUUCCCGGAUACAACAAAUCCUGGAACAACUGUGAUCCAGCCUGGCGCACAAAGUUAUUAUGGUACGCAGAAUCCUCAGGCAGCUUUUGCAAGCCAACAAUCUCUCAUUGAAAGUUGGAAUGCAUCCUCAAGUCAGUUUGGUGCUGCAGUAAAUCCUAUGGCACUUCCUCAGCCAACCAUAGGAGGAGGCUUUUCAGGGCAGAAUAAUGCGGUUGCAGGAAAUGUAGGUCAGCUGACUCCUGUACCAGCUCCUGCAACAGUGGGCACAGAAAUAGUUAAUUCGCAGUCUUCAGGUGAUGAUCGUGGACUAGCUCAGCCCGGAGCUGCGCCAUCAAACACUCAGCAAUUUGAAGAUGCAAGGAACCAAUCAACCGACGCCUCCAACACGACACAGCUGAUGACACAUGCACAAGUGGCAAACACAUCUGGCCAAGCUCAGGGGGCUGGAAAUACGAACUGGGGAUCCACACUUCAGAGUAAUGCAAACAUGGCCUGGGGAAUGAUGGGACAGACUAAUAUGAACAUGCCCUGGCCAGCACAAGGUGCCGCCAGCUACAACAUGGGUAUGACCAUGCCAACACAGCAAAAUGCAGUCCAAAACAUGGGCUGGGUCACACCAAAUCCAGGAAACACCAACUUGAAUAUGGCGUGGGCUACAAAUCAAGGCCAAGGGACUCCAAAUGCAGCUGCUAUGAUGGGAGCUCAGAUGCAAGGAGUUGCGAUGGCCCCUUGGGGCGGUGCCAUUGCGCAAGGAAAUGCAAAUUCUUAUCCUGGUUGGGUGCCCCAAGUUGGAAACGCAAGUCAAAAUGCCGGUGGCUGGAGUGCUCCUCCGCAGGGAAAUUCAGGUCCUAACCCUGUAAAUGGCACAGGCCAGGGGAAUAAUAACGUGAACUGGAAUUCACCAAGUGGGAACCCGACAUGGAACAACCAGCAGGAUUUUAAUGGUGGUGGCUCGCGUGGGAGGUCAUGGAGGCCUCAGUCUGGGGGUCGGGGGUCACGGCCGCCGUGCCAUGUCUUCCAGAGGUCUGGUCGCUGCAACAAAGAGCAUUGCUCCUAUUCCCAUACGCCAGGAGACGAGGGAUAUUCACAGAGAAACGAUCGCCACUUUGAUAGGCGGCCUUCGAGCAACGAGAGACCUCAGCAUGACAGGCGGCCUUCGAGCAACGAGAGACCUCAGCAUGACAGGCAAAACGAUAAACAUUUUGAUCGUCAAGUGUCAGGCAGCGAGAGGCAGCAGGAUAGGCCCAACAGCAGGCAGAGCGGCUGGGAUGGCUGGGAUAACGGUGGGAAGGCUGAUAGGUCAGAAUCAAAAGAGGGGCAGUAG